Aspergillus terreus NIH2624 is the source of this 1413-nucleotide messenger RNA. RefSeq lists its product as uncharacterized. The record is from RefSeq and is a predicted model, not a curated record. Gene Ontology annotation, molecular function: DNA binding; protein dimerization activity. NCBI's taxonomy places the organism in Eukaryota, Fungi, Ascomycota, Eurotiomycetes, Eurotiales, Aspergillaceae. The transcript is spliced from 4 exons. Bases 1 to 1413 code for a protein of 470 amino acids.
AUGUUCUCCUCCCUUACAGAGCAACUUCGCGAUGAACUUGAUACGAAUAUCCAGAUUCAGGAUACUAUCGCCGACCCGGAGCUUUCCAAAAUCCUUCGAAAUCAGCAUUACAUCCCAUGUCUUGCUCAUGUUAUCCAACUCUGUGUUACCUCCUUUAUGAAUAAAUUGCGGAUCGCAGCGGAGAAUAACACUGUCUCCUACAUAUGGGAGAACAGCGAUGAAACGCUCAAAGCGUCUGGUAGUAUUUCACGAGCCAUUGAAAAGGAGGAUGCUGAGGAAGGCUUCCUCAGCUUCCUUUCGGUCAUAACCGAGAAGAUUCGAAAAAUCACUAAAUUCGUGAACGCUAGCCCUCAACGUCGUGAAAGAUUUCAACUUACUCAGCGUCUGGAAUCUGGAUCUGUAUACUAUCUUCUUCUCGACUGCAAAACCCGCUGGAACUCUUCCUACCUGAUGAUUCGACGCGCACUGAAGCUCCGCCAACCAAUCGAGAGCUUUAUCCAGCACUGGGAUAGUCAGAAGCUUGACUACCUGCGGCCUACACCGGUAGAAUGGAAACAGUUGGAAUAUCUUCUGGAGCUUCUAUAUCCGUUUUACAUCUUCACGUCCUGCCUCUCGGAGAACACCGGCCCUACCGUCCAUAGGGUAUAUGAUAUCUACAACGAUCUGUUCGACCAUCUGGAUCUUGCCAUCAAUCGUCUUCGGAACAAACGAGCCUCGUGGAAACAACAGAUUCUUGAAGGCUUAGAAGAAGCCCACAAGAAACUCCGGAAAUACUAUCGGCGAACAUACCAAGCAGAGGGUUAUAUCUAUGCUAUUGCAACGAUUCUUGAUCCUACCUCCAAGCUUGAGAAGUUCAAAACAGCUACGUGGCUGGACGAUGACACUGAUUGGUAUCAAAAAUAUCGCACUGUUUUUGAGAAGGUGUUCCACUUCUACCGCAGGCACUACUGGGUUAAACUGAUAUUAUUGCCUACUGGAAAUCUCGUCUGCAACCAGUUCCCGAUCCUCUACUCUAUGGCAAGAGACUUCCUUACGGUCGCAACCAACGGUGUCAGUGUUAAACGCCUCUUCAACAGCUCCCGAGAUAUCUGUCACUAUCGCCGGAGUCGGUUAUAUCCCGAUACUAUUGAGGCGAUUAUGCUGCAGAUGUGUACCGAUCGCUUUACCAUCAAUGAGGAAUAUCAGCAGAUUCUUGAUGAGGUUAACCCCGACUCCAUUGUCUUUGUACACAAGGAAGAAGACGAUGAUACAACCGAAGCGCCUUUGUAUAUUAGUGACAAUGAGGAUAUGGAUGAUAUGGAUGAGGAUCCGGAGGAUGGAUUGUUGCCAGAACCUCCGCAUACUACCCGGACUGUUAAAGAGACACGAUCCCUUCGACAUUAUGAACGACGCCCGGGACAGUAUAAAGAAUAG